This is a messenger RNA of Quercus lobata, 923 nucleotides long. RefSeq names its product 40S ribosomal protein S9-2. Gene Ontology annotation, molecular function: structural constituent of ribosome; rRNA binding. Gene Ontology annotation, biological process: translation; ribosomal small subunit biogenesis. NCBI's taxonomy places the organism in Eukaryota, Viridiplantae, Streptophyta, Magnoliopsida, Fagales, Fagaceae. The record is from RefSeq and is a predicted model, not a curated record. The coding region runs from base 79 to 672 and encodes 197 amino acids. Gene Ontology annotation, cellular component: cytosolic small ribosomal subunit. The transcript is spliced from 3 exons.
GUAUAUAUAACCAAACAUUGUUUCAUUUUGUGCCCUCUCGUCUUGUAUCUCUGUGCACCUCUCUGUUGAUCCGAAGCAAUGGUGCACGUCGUUUUCUACCGCAACUAUGGGAAGACUUUCAAGAAGCCGCGUCGUCCAUAUGAGAAGGAGCGAUUGGACCACGAGCUGAGGCUUGUGGGAGAAUAUGGGCUCCGAUGUAAGAGGGAGUUGUGGAGGGUUCAAUAUGCUUUGAGCCGCAUCCGAAAUGCUGCCAGAGAGCUUCUUACUCUUGAUGAAAAGAAUCCUCGUCGGAUCUUUGAGGGUGAUGCCCUUUUGCGAAGGAUGAACAGGUAUGGACUUUUGGAUGAGAGCCAGAACAAGCUUGAUUAUGUCCUGGCCUUAACCGUGGAGAACUUUCUUGAGCGCCGGCUUCAAACCCUUGUGUUCAAGUCGGGUAUGGCCAAGUCUAUUCACCAUGCUCGUGUGCUUAUUAGGCAGAGGCAUAUCAGGGUUGGGAGGCAGGUGGUUAACAUACCAUCUUUCAUGGUGAGAGUUGAUUCUCAGAAGCACAUUGAUUUCUCUCUUGCUAGCCCCUUCGGAGGUGGUCGCCCUGGAAGAGUGAAGCGAAAGAACCAGAAGGCAGCUGCCAAGAAGGCUUCUGGUGGGGAUGGAGGUGAGGAGGAUGAAGAAUGAAGCUUAGGCUAGCUCCAACCCUAGGAACUAUUUGAGAUUUUUUCCUAUCUGGCAUCUUUAUGUUCGGCACUUGUUUGCGUACCUGACAUUUGUUUUCAAAUCUUUAUCCUAGUGAAUUUUAGUACAUGUUUCAUUUUGGUUUAUUUGGAAUAGAACUCGAAAGCACUCCUAUGGAUCACCAAGAUUUUGUUUAAUCAAUGAAAAUUUUGGCAGUUGAUGCCUAUAUCUAUUUUAUUUGGAAAUUGUAGAUU